Messenger RNA from Dunckerocampus dactyliophorus (ringed pipefish), 1893 nucleotides. RefSeq names its product CXXC-type zinc finger protein 5-like. Gene Ontology annotation, molecular function: zinc ion binding; methyl-CpG binding. Bases 461 to 1354 code for a protein of 297 amino acids. NCBI's taxonomy places the organism in Eukaryota, Metazoa, Chordata, Actinopteri, Syngnathiformes, Syngnathidae. Gene Ontology annotation, cellular component: nucleus. The transcript has 2 exons. The record is from RefSeq and is a predicted model, not a curated record.
GCGGACUUCCGGCCGCAUGUUAAGAUGUUUCAGUGCCUUUCCGUGGGUCGUCGUGACCGCCACGCCACGCCACGCCGUUGAGUCCACUUCGCAUUUUGAGCGACGCCCCCAAAUUCCGUGCCGAGUGUUUGCAGACCCUCCGGGACGGAGAGGUGGAGGAGGACUCGGCAGUUCGGCCGUCUAUGUUCACCACAAGCAACGCGCCAUUACUCCAUGACUUCAUCCCUCCGUUUUGACAGCGGCGUUCGGACAAGUGUGGCUUACUUUGUCUCCCUCGUAGGACUCCACGGCUGCUGCAGAGAAUGGGAAUAGGGACACAGGCCAAGGCUUGCCAUUUUGGCUGAAGUAAGAGGACAGUUGUCAACCCCGCGCCGGCUUCAAUCCCUCUUCCCCUCACCUCCCCCGCCCCCCCUCUCCUGCACGCACACAAGGACACAAACCGCCGCCCACAUUCACGGCUAUGUCCACAGCAGUAGACAUUGCUGGCCCUUCCUCGCCAGACCAAGCCAACAGCGGCGCUAAAAUCCCCAACGAACCGCUGAGACCUAGCCUCAAGCGUUCCAACCACCCCUACAGCCUCUCCCAUUACAUCUCCACCCCUUCCCAAGCGAUGGACGUCAAAGGCCUCAUCCAACCCUCCCCAGCACAGGAGCAGACGGCCCCGCCCGGCCCCACCAAACCUCGCCGUGCCCCUUCCUGGCCUGACAUGUGGGAGUCACCCAGCGGGCUCCACCUGGCUCACGCCGCAGAGCUGCUGAUGCGAGCCGGGCUGCUAGCGUUGACCCCCACUGCCACGGAGCAGGCCGGCUCAGGUGCUCAGAACAGCCAGCCAACUAAACGGGAGGCGGCGGAGACGAAGGGAGGCAAGGGAGAUGCCGAAGGAGGGGGAUCCGGGCCUGAGGAGGAGGAAGAGGACUCACCUGGAUGCAGGGCAGACAUCCAGCCCUUCCUGGGUGCUUGGUUCCCCUUCAGCCCCACUCUCUUGCCUCUCGCUGGCUUUCAGAUGGGGGGAGGCCACUGGAGGAGCACGGCUAUGGGAGCUGAGGGCAUGGAGGGCCUGGUGGCUGAGGGCCACUCCCCCGGUUCUCUGGGCGGGGGCAGCGGAAGCAGGAGGAAGAGGAAGCGCUGCGGUGAAUGCGUUCCAUGCCGGCGUCAGACGAACUGCGAACAGUGCAGCAGCUGCCGCAAUCGUAAGAGGGGACACCAGAUCUGUAAAUACAGGAAGUGCGAGGAGUUGAAGAGGAAGCCGGGAGGCCCCGGGUUUGAGAGCAGGGUGUCCGCGUUUGACCUCAGAGGCUCCGACUUUUCUUUGGGCCUGGCGCAGGAGAGAAGCAGCGGCGCCUUAGAUGGAUAAUAAUGUUUGCUGCAGAGGAUCUCGCUUUGGAUGAUUGUUGUGGAGCUGCAGUGUAAACACACACACACACACACGCACAUACACACACACGCACGCACGCACACACACUGGACACCAUGUUAACAAGCUGGUUGAAAGACGUGGACAUGAUGUGUAGAGUGCAGAGCUGCACCUCUGAUCAAGAAUGUUCUCACUCGUUCCCAUCCUUUCUUUUGACAAUCAGUGAAUUGGAGAGCGAGAGAAGGAGAAGGAUACCAAUGUGUUCCAUGAUGACUAAUAUGUUGUAAAUAGACUGUAAAUAACGGGAAAAAACAACAUUAUGUCUUUUUUACAUCCCUUUCCAGUUUGGAUGUAUUGUGUUUCAGCCGUUUAAAAAAAAAAAAAGAAAACAAAAAAAGAGCCAAAUGUUUUGUUUCGAACGGGGACUCUCGAUUCUGUUGUCACCGCAUCACCAGUAAGCGAGUCGUCUAAAUUAUUUCAUGUGCAACUUGUACCGUAUAGAUCUGUUUGCCCUUUUGAAAUAAAAGAAAUUGGCCAUG